Diplodia corticola is the source of this 1479-nucleotide messenger RNA. RefSeq names its product cytochrome p450. Gene Ontology annotation, molecular function: heme binding; oxidoreductase activity, acting on paired donors, with incorporation or reduction of molecular oxygen; monooxygenase activity. The coding region runs from base 1 to 1479 and encodes 492 amino acids. The record is from RefSeq and is a predicted model, not a curated record. The transcript has 5 exons. Lineage: Eukaryota; Fungi; Ascomycota; Dothideomycetes; Botryosphaeriales; Botryosphaeriaceae.
AUGUUCCUCCUUGAGAUUCUGAUAUCAGCCGUGUGCCUGUGGUUCACGGGAAAAUGCUUAUACAACCUCUACCUGCACCCGCUGCGUUCUUAUCCGGGGCCAUGGCUUUGUCGUGCUUCUUCCCUUCCGCGCAUCUGGCACCGUAUCGUCGGAACGAACAUCUCGCACGCUCAUCGCGCCCACGAGACUUACGGGCCGGUCGUACGCCUCAGCCCCGCGGAGCUCAGCUACAUCUCUGGUGAUGCUUGGGACGACAUAUACGCCCGGCAAGGCGGACACGCCGCCCUCCCAAAAGAGCCCAUCUUCAACUCCGCGCCCCCCGAUCUUCCCCGUGGCCUCAUACAAGCGAUCGACGGCCCGCAACACGCGCGUCAGCGGCGCAUCUUCGCUCCAGCCUUCUCCAACACGUCGCUCAAGAAACAGGAAUCCCUGAUCCUGGGCCACGUGCAGAAGCUCAUUGCCAACUUACAGCGUGCCUGCGCCAGCCGCAGCGACGGGGAAGCAGAAGCCAACGUGGCUGACCUCUUCAACUUCAUGGCCUUUGACGUCAUGGCCGACCUCGCAUUCGGAAGACCGCUGGGCCUGCUGGAUACCGGCGAGUAUUCGCCUUGGGUGCGCGGCGUUUUCGCCGUCUUUCGCCUGCUGUCCGUGCGCGUCGUCAUCCUGUUCUACCUGCCGCAGCUGACGCAGCUCAUGGUGUGGCUGCUGUCGACGAAGGCCACGGUGGAGAGACGCAACGCGUAUAUCGACUAUGCAGCUGGGCUGGUCGACGAGCGCCUGGACCAAGAAGCCCACACGGAACGACCGGACAUCUGGUCCCUCGUGGAGAAGAAACAAGAUAUCCUGAGCCGUCCGGAAAUGCAUGUCAACGCCGCCGUCUUCAUGGCGGCCGGAACCGAAACAACCGCAACGGCGCUUUGCGGAGCCAUGUGGUAUCUCACGGAGAAUAGGGACAAGAUGGAUAGAGUCACCAGAGAAGUGCGGGACCUGGCGCCAGACGAGCUCAACAUGGAGACGCUGGCAGCGCUGCCUUAUCUAAACGCCGUCAUCGACGAGAGCAUGAGGCUGUAUCCUCCGAUUCCGGACAUGCUGUACAGGCUUGUACCAGAGGGAGGUACGGUGGUUGGCGGUAAACACGUGCCGGCCGGGGCUGUUGUGGGAAUCCAUCAGUGGCCGGCGUACCAUUCGGCUCGCAAUUUUGCACGGCCAGACGAGUUCAUUCCCGAACGGUGGCUACCUGGAGCUACCGAGGGUGAGUUUGCCCACGAUAAUAAGCGGAUCGUUCAGCCAUUCUCUAGCGGUUCGAGAAGCUGCAUCGGCAAGAAUCUCGCACUAUAUGAGAUGCGUUUGGCACUGGCCAGCAUCCUACGCCAGUUCGAUUUCUUCGCCACCGAGGGAAACAGCAACUGGAUGCAGCAGAAAUGUUUCAUUGUGUGGGAUAAACCUCCACUCAUCAUGAAAGUGAAGAGUGUUGUCUAA